Molecule: messenger RNA, 1122 nt
Organism: Aspergillus heteromorphus CBS 117.55
Lineage: Eukaryota; Fungi; Ascomycota; Eurotiomycetes; Eurotiales; Aspergillaceae
Product: DODA-type extradiol aromatic ring-opening family dioxygenase
Exons: 5
Coding region: 1-855 (284 amino acids)
Molecular function (GO): oxidoreductase activity, acting on single donors with incorporation of molecular oxygen; ferrous iron binding; zinc ion binding
Source: RefSeq, a predicted model, not a curated record
AUGUCUGCACCGACAAGCGAAAAGCUUCCUACUUAUUUUAUUGGCCAUGGCGGGGUUAGCAUCCUCUUCAAGCCGGGCUAUGAGCCCGUUCAUCAGGGUCUGCGCGAGAUGGGAAAGGAAAUUAAAGCCUUGAAGCCGGAUGCGAUUCUCUUGACGUGUGGUCACUUUCAGAGUGAAACGGAUGCUAUACAAGUGAACUUGAAAGAACCGACGAAGGUCUGGCAUGAUCUGGGUCCUUCCUGGUGGACAACAUUCCCCCAUGUCUUCGAGUACCAGUACCCGCACAAGUCGUCUAAAGCUUUGGGAGAGAAAGUGUUGAAGCAUUUGGUGGAUCAGGGGAUCAAGGCGGAGGGUGUUGAGCGCGACCUCGACCAUGGAAUCUGGGUGCCCUUCAAAUUGAUGUUCCCCGAGGGCGAAGACGAACUGGACGUUCCGAUCUUGCAAAUUUCGACUUACGACGGCAACGAUUUCAACGCCCAUAUCCGGCUUGGCGAAGCUCUUUCUUCGUUAGGAGAUCGCAUCCUGAUCAUCGGCUCGGGGAUGAUAUCCCACAAUCUCCGAGCGACACGAGAGCAAUCGAUGGACACGACUGUUGCCAGGUUGAUCGAAGAAGCCGCAUUUGCAGCUCUCGCUGCGCCAACUACACAGGAGAGAGAUGCUCAGUUCCUGGCCUUGCAGCAGCGCGACGAUUGGCCCCUAGCGCAUCCCACCGAGGAACAUGUUUUGCCACUGUAUGUGACAUUGGGUGUUGGGAAAGAUUGGCAAGAUUACAAGGUCUGGAACCACGAUCAGUAUAUUGUAGGGCAGUCCUAUUUCUCUUUUCGACUGGGUGCACUGCCUGAGGUAGAGCCUUAGAUAGUUUGUUGUGUUUGUUGUGUGUGUAUAAAUUCAGUCCAGCAAAUACUAGUAGACGGACACAUCCGCUCUCCUCUCGCGAGAGAACUCGAAUGGCGCUUGAGAUUGCCUCAGGCUGCAUUUUUUGACAGACGGCAUCUUGAAGAUUCCAAACUUCUCCGAGGACUGGGACACGUUCCUUUGUUUCGCUUAGACAAAUCUAGCGCCGUCGGACUUCCGAGUCCAAAUGACGCGACCGCUCACAGACAGUAUCGAUCGAACUCGUUG